CUGCAAGGCAAGCUCCCAUUUUACCCCUCAUCUUAGGCACCCACCCCACCAACACGCCACGAUGGCUACUGAGCCCGACAUCGACGAAAAGCUCCCGGAUGAACCGACUUAUGCGCAAGCUUGGGAGUACCUGCAAAGACAUGGAGCCAUCGUUGUAGAGUCUCCAGAACUUGGGGCUCUAAUGAAGGAAGUUGAUGGCGGGAAAUACGCGCACGAGCCGCGUGCUUACAAGACUUUCCUUCCGUGUUUGCGAGAGAUAAAGAAAAUAUCUCCCAUCUUCUCGGUGCUUCCAGAAAACCCGCAAAAUUCGAAAACCUACGGGCGUGUAGCUGAACAUUAUUAUUCUGUUGCUCCACAGCCGACUUCAGCCCUCGCGUUCGCUAUCGUGAGCAAAGAAUCGGAAUGGGUCAUCAGAUUUGCAUCACACAAGAAGAAAGCGCUGUGCCACCCUGAUCCGACAGGAUUAUUCGUAUUCCAUUCUCUUAAUACUUUUGGAACCGAGGGCACAGUGAGCUUGGCCGAAGGGGGAGUGAAGAGCGUUGUUGGUAUGGAUUGUCUGGACACCUGGGCUGCGUUUCCUCUUGCUCGGCACAACCGCGCCUUGGGUAUUGUGGAUCCGCGCACGCUCCUCGAUUGCAAGCAUGCGAAGCUUGCAUGCCUCGAGUUCUUUCAUGAAUUCGGCCUUUGCAUCCUCAUCCUUGACGCAUUGCACCAUGCGAUAGGCAGCAACAUCUAG
Molecule: messenger RNA, 736 nt
Organism: Microdochium trichocladiopsis
Lineage: Eukaryota; Fungi; Ascomycota; Sordariomycetes; Xylariales; Microdochiaceae
Exons: 3
Coding region: 62-736 (224 amino acids)
Source: RefSeq, a predicted model, not a curated record